GGGACCGCAGAGCUCCGCGGCGGCGAGGCCGGGACCGCCCGCUCCGCAGGCACCGCCAGACCCGCGUCGCCGCCACAGCCCGGCCCGGCCCGGCCCGGCCGCCCGCCCGCGGAGGCCGGCGGCUCCCUGCGGCGCUGAUCUCCGGGCGCGGCGAGGCAGCUCGUUUUAAGCACGCUAUGUGAAGCACCCGACCGGCUGAAAAAACCCCGAGCAAAAUAAAGGCUUCGGCAGUUGCAGGUCAGACAAUUAAAACAAGACAAUGGAUUGGGGAGCUCUGCAGACCAUCCUAGGAGGUGUAAAUAAACACUCCACCAGCAUUGGAAAGAUAUGGCUCACAGUCCUGUUCAUCUUCCGUAUCAUGAUCCUUGUAGUGGCUGCAGAGAGAGUCUGGGGAGAUGAACAAGAUGAUUUCAUCUGCAACACUCUGCAACCUGGUUGCAAAAAUGUUUGCUAUGACCACUUUUUCCCCAUCUCUCAUAUCAGACUCUGGGCCCUGCAGCUGAUCUUUGUUUCCACACCUGCACUGCUGGUGGCCAUGCAUGUGGCUUACAGAAGGCAUGAGAAGAAAAGGCAGUUCAGAAAGGGUGAUCAGAAAUGCGAAUAUAAAGACAUUGAAGAAAUCAGAACACAAAAGUUUCGUAUUGAGGGCUCCUUGUGGUGGACAUACACCAGCAGCAUCUUCUUCAGACUGGUCUUUGAAGCGGUCUUCAUGUAUGCAUUUUACUUCAUGUACGAUGGGUUCCGAAUGCCUCGCUUAAUGAAAUGUAAUGCUUGGCCCUGCCCCAACACAGUAGACUGCUUUGUUUCUCGACCUACUGAAAAGACAGUGUUUACUAUUUUCAUGAUUGCUGUGUCCAGUAUUUGCAUUCUGUUAAAUGUGGCUGAAUUAUGUUACUUGUUGGUAAAAUUCUUCCUCAAAAGGUCUAGAAAGGCUGGAAAUCCAAAACAUCACCCCAACCAUGAGAAUAAAGAAGAAACCAAGCAAAAUGAAAUGAAUGAGUUAAUAUCUGAUAGCUGUCAGAACACAGUCCCAGGAUUUUCAAGUAGCUAAGGUGAUGUGAAUGUUGGUAUUUGCUCUUUUUGGAGUGAAUUUUUUCUUUUUCUAAAGGCUGCAAAUAAAACUUGUGAUACUAAAUAGUUUAAGUUGGGUGAGACUUUGAUACAAAAUUUCAGGUGCAAUUUACACACCUGUCUGAAAAAAGUCAGGGCAGCCUAAACAUGUGAAAAUUACCUAAGGAUUAAAUAGGGAAGUAUAUUUUUCUGUGAAUAUCUUUACAAGUUGACUAUGGCAAGUGGGAAACCCACUGAUACCUUCAUGCUGACCCAGCUCCUGAAAAACUGUAUGCAACAGCAGUAAGAUCUAGCUUGGAAAGAAUUUUGUUAUUCUAGUAUUACAAGAUUUUUUGUAAUAGUGAUAGUUUUUACUUGUGAACUGACAAUUAAAAUAUUUUUGUAAAAUUCCAUGUUACAUAAGGUGUUAUAGUAAACAAUUGACUGUGUUUUGUUUUCAACCAGGUAUAUGCAGAUGUACCAAUAGUACCAUAUUAAUAGAGAGGAGAUAGCAGUAGGAUACAUCUAUACAGCUUUGAAAGCACUGCUUGAGUUUGGACAGGUAGCUUGUCACGUGCAUAUACACUGCCUGCCAUGGAGGGAGUCAUGUGAGAGCUGGCCACAUGCAGAUGCUUGGGGUAGCUAGGUCCUGGGGGCAAACUUGAGCCUUAAAACCAGCAUGACGAUAUAGAUAAAGCCAAGGUAGAUCAGUUUUAAAUAUCUAGCAGACCUGGUAUAAAUAAUCUUACUAAUUCUUUUACUUACAUACUGCCAGUCUUAAAAGAACAUAGGUAACUUUAUGUAAAUAGUCCAUUUAGCAUGUGUUCAUUUCUUUAAUGUAUUAACUAUAUUUGUUUCUUUAUACUCUAUCACAUCAUGGAGCCUUUUUGGUUUUGAUUUCUUUUUCUUUUUUUUCUUUUUUUUUUUUUGUGGUAGACUGAUGGUGCUGUGGUAUGAAACUAGGGGCAGUUUGGUGUGAAAGAUGUGCAAAAAAUGUCUUAAUAUUGGAAAUGGGGCAAGUCUUCUGAACAAAAGGCCAAUGCUUUAACCUUUGUCAGUGGAGUGAAAGUCUGUAUGUGAAUGCUGUAAGAAUACUGUUAGUGACAAAGCUGUUCAAAUAAAAAGCACUUUUGCUUAUAAAA
Molecule: messenger RNA, 2192 nt
Organism: Dromaius novaehollandiae (emu)
Lineage: Eukaryota; Metazoa; Chordata; Aves; Casuariiformes; Dromaiidae
Product: gap junction beta-6 protein
Exons: 3
Coding region: 260-1051 (263 amino acids)
Biological process (GO): gap junction-mediated intercellular transport; cell-cell signaling
Cellular component (GO): connexin complex
Molecular function (GO): gap junction channel activity
Source: RefSeq, a predicted model, not a curated record